AUGCCACCCUCUCCGGUCCUCCGCCUCCUCGCGGGAGUCGCGGUUCCGCUGGUCGCGCCGGCGCCCGCCUCUCCGCCUGCGCGCUGCGACGCAAACCAGCAACCCCCCGCGGCGCCCCUCUCUGACGGCCAAGCGGGCCCUGCGGGUUCGCGGCUUCGGGAGCCGCCGCGACCGUACUCGUCCCUCGCGCCGCUGUGGGCUUGGUCCUCGCAGAAGUGGACGAGUCUCCGUCUGCGCACCGGCCUGCUCUCGCCCGCGGCGGUCGCGCCCUCGUCCGGCGCGUCCCCGGGGGCCCCCGCAGGCGCGUCGGGCUCCUCCUCGGGCGGCGGCGGGCGCCAGCGGGUGGUGGUUGUGGGUUCGGGCUGGGCGGCUGUCUCCUUUCUCUCGCGGCUGGACAUGACGCGAUACGAGCCAGUCGUCAUCUCGCCGCGAGACUACUUCACCUUCACGCCGCUGCUGCCCUCGGUGUGCGUCGGGUCGCUCUCGGCCGCCGCGUGCCGGACGGGCGUCCGCGGCCUCCUCACGCGCGGCGGCGUGGCCUGUGGGCGCUUCUUCGAGGCGCGCGUGGAGGACAUCGACCCCGAGAAGAAGACUGUGCGCUGUCGCGCGCGCUUCCCCGCGGCAACCGGCUGUGCGGCUCCAGGGAGAGGAGACGGAGGCGAGGGGAGGACGGGGGCCCGCGAGCACGUCUGGGAGCAGCCCUACGACUACCUGGUGGUGACCGCGGGCGCGGAGGUGAACACCUUCAACGUGCCUGGCGUCAAAGAGCACGCGCUGUUCCUGAAAGAACUUGAGGACGCGCGGCGGAUCAAGGCGCGGCUGUUCGACGUGCUGGAAGCCGCCUCGCUCCCGGGGCUUUCCGAGGCGGAGCGGCGGAAGCUGCUGCACUUCGUUGUCGUCGGCGCGGGACCGACCGGCGUGGAGGUCGCCGCCGAGAUCGACGACUUCUUCCAGAGCGAAGGCAAAAAGUACUUCGCAGACCUCGCGCCGUUUGUGCGGAUCACCCUCGUCGAGAUGCUCCCCACCGUGCUCGCGGCCUACAACGCCGAGACGCAGAAAUUCGCGCACGACCUCCUCGAGAAAAACCCGCGCAUCCACCUGCGACUCAGGUCCCAAGUCGUCGGCGUCGGACCCGAAUCGGUGCGCAUCCGCAGCAGCACGGCGGGGGGGCCCGGCGCCGGCGCGGAGACUGAGGAGACCGAGCUGCCCUGCGGCCUGCUGGUCUGGGCGUCGGGCAUCAAGAGCCCAAAGUUCUGUCUCGACAUGACGAGGAGGAACGAGGCUCUGCGGCAGGCGCAAAAACGCACUCCCGUCCUCCUCGUCGACCAGCAGAUGAAAGUCCGCGGCUGCAAAGACGUCUACGCCCUCGGCGACUGCUGCCGCGUGAAACCGCCCGCUCUCCUCGACGCUGGAGAGGCCCUAUACGUUGCAGCCGUCGCCGCAACCGGAAAAGCGAGCUCGGACUGGCUCGAGCGCGAGGCUCCCAGGCUGAGCACGAUUUAUCCGCAGCUGGCUCCAAGCAAGUUCGACUUCUCCAAGAAGCCGCGCCAGGCGCAGAUGACGAGGGAGGAGUUCUUCAAACUGCUUGCGGAGAUCGAUGGCGCGUACCGCUCGCCGGCGCCGACUGCGCAGAAUGCGCAGCAGGGGGGGUACUACCUCGCGCAGACGUUCAACGCGUUUCCCUCAGCGGCGGAGAAGGAGAGGGCGCCCGCGUUUGUGGAGACGAACCGCGGCGCACUGGUGUAUUUGGGACAGGGGCAGGCCGCGGCGGAGAUCGAGGGCUGGCGAACCUUCGUCGGGGGCCUGCACACGCUCCUCCUGUGGAAAGCCGCGUACUUGCAGAUGCAGUACUCCUGGUUGAACGUCGCCGCCUGCGUGGGCGGCUGGUUGAAGGAACGCCUCGUCGGGCGCGACGUCGCUCGUGAACAUUUGGACGGCGAGGCAGUCUACUCCGACCGAAGAAAGUAG
Messenger RNA from Besnoitia besnoiti, 1968 nucleotides. Its product is annotated as non-proton pumping type-II NADH dehydrogenase I. Lineage: Eukaryota; Apicomplexa; Conoidasida; Eucoccidiorida; Sarcocystidae. The record is from RefSeq and is a predicted model, not a curated record. The transcript is spliced from 3 exons. Gene Ontology annotation, molecular function: NADH dehydrogenase activity. The coding region runs from base 1 to 1968 and encodes 655 amino acids.